AUGACGCCACCUUCGCAACCACCGAAGAUGACCCCGUUCGGUGCGCACUCGUCUGACUUCCCACCAGCUUCAGAUUUGAGCUCACCCUGGAUGAUCUUCGAGUUGAACUUGUUGCACGCGACGUUCUCCUCUGGCCACAGCGCUCCACGACGAACUACGCUCAGCAGCUGUUCUACUGUCUUCAACGAAAAGCGAACUUUGGAUACGACGUUGUCGACGUUCCUUCCAUCUGCGUUGCACUUGCACCUGUCGUACACGGCCCGAAAGAUCUGCACCUCAGUACAGAUGGAGUCGAGUUGGCCUAAAAAAAAGAAGAAUGCGUACUUGGUAGGGAGUCCGGAACGCGUACUUGGUAGGGACGAGGGAUCCAUCGCAAAUGGUGAUAAAAAUAAUACGAAAGGACGGGCGGUUCAGCGAACCCCGUCGCACACCUGUGAUGCGGCAAUGUUGUCGUUCAGCCAGUCCGGCCCAAGGCACAUCCAUGCUGGAAUCGAAAAGAUCUUCGGGAAGUAAGGACUUGCAAGGUAUUCGUAUUUUCUGAAAUUUCCUAAAAAAUAAAAAAGUCAAACUUAGUUUA
Culex quinquefasciatus (southern house mosquito) is the source of this 577-nucleotide messenger RNA. RefSeq lists its product as uncharacterized. The record is from RefSeq and is a predicted model, not a curated record. Bases 1 to 513 code for a protein of 170 amino acids. NCBI's taxonomy places the organism in Eukaryota, Metazoa, Arthropoda, Insecta, Diptera, Culicidae. The transcript is spliced from 4 exons.